Carassius auratus (goldfish) is the source of this 1939-nucleotide messenger RNA. RefSeq names its product sialic acid-binding Ig-like lectin 11. The coding region runs from base 31 to 1641 and encodes 536 amino acids. NCBI's taxonomy places the organism in Eukaryota, Metazoa, Chordata, Actinopteri, Cypriniformes, Cyprinidae. The transcript is spliced from 7 exons. The record is from RefSeq and is a predicted model, not a curated record.
CCUACACUGAGCAUCUUUCCGGAUCAGCAGAUGAUUGAGGGAAGUUCAGUGAGUCUGCGCUGCUCUACUAAGAUCUUCUGUCCGUCUCGUCCACCAUCUCUCACAUGGAGCUCGUCUCUCAUCGAGAGCGUCACAGGACGACAGUAUCAGAGCCAAACUGAGCUCAUCUCUGAUCUGAACUUCACUGUUUCUCACCGUCAUCACAGAGUCACUUUCACCUGCACUGCAACACACCAGAUACAGAAGCAGAACACAACACAAGAGUCUCGUCUGCUACACGUUCAGUAUGCUCCUAAAAACACAUCGGUGAGGAUAAACCCAGCUGGUUUAGUUCUGGAGGGUCGUUCAGUGACUCUGAUCUGCAGAAGUGAUGCAAACCCAGCAGUGAACUACACCUGGUACAGAGACACUGAGAGACCUCUGAAUCCAGUUCAGACCGGACCAAACCUGACCAUCAACAACACCGACCCGACACACAGCGGACGAUACUACUGUACAGCUGAGAACAAACACGGCACACAGAACUCAUCAGUGCUGCUGGACGUCCAGUAUGCACCUAAAAACACAUCUGUGAGGAUAAAUCCAGCUGGUUUAGUUCUGGAGGGUCGUUCAGUGACUCUGAACUGCAGCAGUGAUGCAAACCCAGCAGUGAACUACACCUGGUACAGAGAGACAGGGUCUCAGUUUCAGCUCCUCCAGACUGGAUAUAAUCACACCUACAUUGUGACAAACCCUACACACGGAGCAUGGUAUGGCUGUAAAGCUCAAAACCAGCAUGGCCACUGCAAUGCUGCAAUUCAGCUGGAUGUUCAGUUUGCACCCAAUAUCUCCAUCUCUUGCAGUCGAAGCAGUGUAACGGAGUGUGUGUGUGAGGCUCAUGGGAAUCCCUGUCCUACACUAGAGUGGCGUCUGUCUGGACGUGUGCUCACUAACUCUACAGAAACCUCCAUCAGUGAGGAGACGUUAGGAAGCACAGGAGUGAAGAGCGUCCUGAACACCCAUCAGUCGCUCACAGACACGGACGUCCUGCAGUGUUUCAGCACAAACAAAUACAGCAGCACCAGCACCAGCCAACAGUUUCAGGACGUCCUACCGCCACAAGACACACGUUUCCAUCAUCAGUCGGUGCUGCUCGGAGCUGCUGUCGGAGCCUCAGUGAUGAUGAUCGCGUGCUUCGUGAUGAUCUGCUAUGAACGAAGAAAGAAAGAAAAACCUUCAGAAAUCAGACAAGAUGACACAUCUGGACUCAUUCUGACUCAAACAGCCGUUUCUCUGGAUAAUGACAGUGAGUCUGUUUACACCAAUAAAGGCAUGCUGUCAUCCACCGCACCGAGUGCACCUGAAUCUCUUCAUUAUUCCUCCAUUUACUUCACAAACGCUGACCCGCCGUCAGGAGAGAUCAUGGGCCUUGCCUCGCUGACCAGUGAAUACGCUGCGGUCCGACACUGUCCUGCACGAGACACAGACACAGAGAACAACGCCUCAACAUCUGAGACAGAGCCCAAAAAACCAGACAUGACAGCAAAGAUCACAGACACGUCCUCACCGGCAUCAGAAGACGUGAUUUAUGAAAACACGAGCCAUCGCUACAGACAGAAGGAAGAGCUGGUCAGUGCAGAUGAUGCUGAAAAACAAGACUGAACCAAAACCUUUGAAUCUUUGAGCACCAAUUUAAGAGAUCCUUCAUCUAAAAAUAACAAUUACAAACCUACAGAACUUUCUUUCAUCUGUGGAACAUAAAGGAAGAUAUUUUAAGUGUUUAUUCCUCAUCAUUUUAACAGGAUAGAUUGCCCAAACAGGCAAAUUUACUGUUAAUGUACUCAUCCUCAGGAAAUUAACGAUGAAGUUUACUUUAUUCAUCAGUAGAAUAGUAAAGAAUUUUCUUGGCGAUUCAUAAAAUGCAAAUCAGCAGCUACAGUCACUCUGAAAGGCAAAAAAA